CGCUAGUCAAAGGCUCAACGCCUGUCUUACACCUAGCGCCUUUUUGAACCUUGCUUGUAAUUACUAAUCAUAAUCGAUUAAUCGAAUCAUUAACCCAUAACUCACUGCCUCAAUCGGGCCAACCUGCGAAACCGGCUUGACAACGAUACUUUUCCGGUUUUCCCGUCAGUUUCCUCUCGCUAGAGACUAGAGAGAGAUAUCUGCCAGUCGGCCCCGAGCAGAUUUGCCGGCGAAAGCACCGGUGAGUAAACACUCUCCAAUCGAGCUUCGAAGCAGCUUUGUGACCAUGGCUCCUCUCACGCUAGGCUUGGAUACAACAACGACGACUGGUUCGGGCGGAAAAAUGCACAUCGCUCAUCUCGAAAGCCGCAGCAAGCCUUUCGCCUCGCUCAGUGCUAAAGGAGAAGAGGAGAAUCCAUUCGAUUUCUUGCGAACUGUAUUUGAGGGAGUAAUCGCUGGAGGUGCUGCUGGUGUUGUAGUUGAAACAGCAUUGUAUCCCAUUGAUACUAUCAAGACAAGGUUGCAGGCAGUUCGUGGUGGAGGACAAAUAGUCUGGAAGGGUCUUUACUCUGGCUUGGCUGGAAAUAUUGCUGGCGUCCUACCGGCUUCUGCUUUGUUUGUCGGAGUAUAUGAGCCAGCAAAACAGAAGUUAUUGAAAGCUUUUCCUGAAAAUCUUAGUGCUUUUGCUCAUCUAACUGCAGGUGUCAUAGGAGGGCUUGCUGCUUCUUUUGUUCGUGUACCAACAGAGGUUGUUAAAACAAGGAUGCAAAUGGGGCAAUUUUCAUCUGCUCCCAAUGCUGUACGCCUCAUUGUCUCAAAGGAAGGAUUUAAGGGUCUCUAUGCGGGAUAUGGAUCAUUCUUAUUGCGUGAUCUGCCAUUUGAUGCUAUUCAGUUUUGCAUUUACGAGCAGCUUCGGAUUGGUUAUAAAAUAGCAGCACAAAGAGAUCUCAACGAUGCCGAGAAUGCUGUGAUUGGCGCUUUUGCUGGUGCUGUAACUGGAGCAGUGACUACUCCACUUGAUGUGAUUAAGACAAGACUAAUGAUUCAGGGAUCAGCCAACCAGUACAAAGGAGUGAUGGAUUGUGUUCAAACUGUCAUUAGGGAGGAAGGACCUGCUGCUCUUCUAAAGGGCAUAGGGCCGAGGGUGCUGUGGAUAGGAAUUGGAGGUUCGAUCUUUUUUGGUGUGUUGGAGAGCGCAAAGAGGAAGCUUGCAGAGAGGCGACCACCGUCUUCAUCUCUUCCACAUCUGAACUCGAAGCAGGAUUAGGAGACUUCACUAUAUUUCAGAUUAGGUGUUCUUGACACACACAGGCGCGCAUCUUCAACUCUCGCUUGUGCUUUGCCGCGGUCUGAUGCUUUAGUUAAUGUAACGUGAAUCGACAUCUUGAUAACUUUGUUUUAGAGCGCGGUUUUUGUAUGAUCGUAACAUCAUUUGUUGAUUCCUGUUAAUCAGGAAAUAGAUGAGGGCAGCAAAAAGUAAAGGCGAUCGUCUCAAGUUCAGAUGACUUCUUGAUGCAUAUAAUUAACAUAUAUAUCAUAUGAAAGUUAACAUCGUCGUGAACAUUUAACUCGUCUCACGCUUUAAAAGCAACAAUUCACAGCUAGUCUAUUUGGCUAUCAGCAAUACAGUUAAAAUUGCGAA
Messenger RNA from Linum trigynum, 1642 nucleotides. Lineage: Eukaryota; Viridiplantae; Streptophyta; Magnoliopsida; Malpighiales; Linaceae. The record is from the annotation of a GenBank genome assembly.